Scutellospora calospora is the source of this 517-nucleotide messenger RNA. NCBI's taxonomy places the organism in Eukaryota, Fungi, Glomeromycota, Glomeromycetes, Diversisporales, Gigasporaceae. The record is from the annotation of a GenBank genome assembly.
AUGAAAAUCAACGAAAAGAAGUCCCAAGUGGCAAAAGAAACAAAGAAAACUGAUGUAAGGCUAGUUAACGAACAAUUAGAUUUAGAAGUUUGCGGUAUAGUUUAUCCACUUAAAAAAGUAACCAAGGAAGACGACAGCAAGAUAGGUCUCAAUUACGAGAUAGGAGAUAAAGUUAACUUUAAACUACUCGUUAACGGAUUUACUCGAAAGUUAGAAAAGUUGGUUGUUCUUGAUUCUUUUGAAUUUUGGUUUAAUAAUGACCAUUGUGCUAGUUGCAGAAGAGAACGUUCAAAAAAAAUGUUAGCAGACGCCAAAAAAACGUUAAGGGAUGCUAAAUCCUUCUAUUCUCGUUGCUCUGAACACGAAAAAGACAAUGCCGAAAAGAUAUUAAGGGAUACAGAAAGGGGGUGUGAGGGGAUGGAAUUUUGUUACCUCACUUCAUUGCUGUGUGAUGAAAAAAACUUAACAACUUUGGAAAGUAAUUAUCGAAUUGUUAAAAACAAUCCACUUUAUACUA